UUUGUGAACGAUGUGUGACGUAUCGUAAUAAUCCUCGUAGUAUUUUAAUGAUUAGUAUGGAGGAUAUUGAAUUACAAACUGACGAAGUAUCUGAUAAACAAAUAAGUAGGUUCCUAACGUGCUAUUCAUUCUAUGCACAAGUCCUGAUAUGGUCCGUGAGUGUUUCUGAUAACACCGAAAUAAAAUUUCUCCAAGCGUUGUACCCUAAACAAACUGAACGAGUGCGCCUUUGUUUGUGUUUUAUUCAACUUUGUAGAAGUGAGAAUUUUGCAGAGUCGCAGUAUGUCAGAGGACUCCACGGAUAGCGAUUUUGAGGUAAGGGUUAUCGAAGAAGAAGACAAAAGCAGCGUUAUAGACCUGGCAAGGAGAUUUUUCAACCGCGAUGAACCGCUGAAUGAAUACAUCGGUCUAACCGGACCAGAUGGCAAGUGCUCGGACCUUGAGGCCUACAUCUUGUCGACUUUGGAAGAAGGCACAUCGGUCAAGGCAGUGGCAGACGGUAAAUUAGUGGCUUUUUCCAUGAACGGCAUAGUUGGCAAGGAUGAUCCAAACGAGAAAUCAUACGUGGACAGCCCCAAAUUCCAAAUGAUCUUGGAUUUCCUGCUGUACAACACUGUACAGUGCGAUAUUUUUGGGAAAUAUCCCGAUAUCGACAAGGCGAUGACCGUCAAGAUACUUUCGGUGGAUCCUUGUAUGAGGGGUAGGGGGGUUGCAACGAAGCUUGUGGAUGAAACUAGGAGAAUAGCAAUUGAUAAAGGAUGUAAACUGAUGUACGUAGAAUGCACCAGCCACUUCUCAGCCCAGAUCAUGAAACGACUAGGAUUUGAGAAAAUAUAUUCCUUGAAAUACAGCGAUUAUAAAGUUGACGGAAAAGUAAUUUUCAAUCCCAAACAGCCUCACGAAGAAUAUACAGUAUACGUACAAAAACUAUAAAUUGUAUUCUAGACUAGGUAAUUAUCGAACUCUACAAAUUCUUCCGAUUUAGGUUUUCAAUUUCGAUGCAUGGAUAUCAAAAUCAUUGCCGAAUUUUAAAAUGAAUGCCGAACAGGGUUGUGACAAUUUUAAACUUCCACUGAGUGAGCCGAAUAGAAAUACCUCUAUGAGGUGUAUUUUAGAAGAAAUGGCUCUAAUUUAUUUGAAUCCUAGAUGACUUGUAUUCAGGGUAAAUUUUGACUAAAUAUCGAAUGUGUAUACAAACAGUGAUUUUGGCUGAAUGAAACAAAAAUUGAUAAAUUUUUUCGAUAUUAUAUCUACGAUGAAUGUAUACUUUUGUAUAUCUACUGAAUGUACGUAUAUGUUUUUUCUAUUUUCAUAUCUACGUAUUUUUAUUGCGCACUGAUGAUGUUGUUCAUUGAUUCUAUAUAGUAUUUAUUGUUAUAAUUGCUCAAUGUUAAUGUGAUGUAAAAUAAAAAUUCUGACCUA
Coccinella septempunctata (seven-spotted ladybird) is the source of this 1422-nucleotide messenger RNA. It is a transcript of the gene Dat, whose product is annotated as arylalkylamine N-acetyltransferase 1-like. The record is from RefSeq and is a predicted model, not a curated record. Gene Ontology annotation, molecular function: N-acetyltransferase activity. Lineage: Eukaryota; Metazoa; Arthropoda; Insecta; Coleoptera; Coccinellidae. The transcript has 3 exons. The coding region runs from base 283 to 933 and encodes 216 amino acids.